Messenger RNA from Fulvia fulva, 1389 nucleotides. Its product is annotated as FAD-binding monooxygenase ktnD. Lineage: Eukaryota; Fungi; Ascomycota; Dothideomycetes; Mycosphaerellales; Mycosphaerellaceae. The transcript is spliced from 7 exons. Gene Ontology annotation, molecular function: N,N-dimethylaniline monooxygenase activity; flavin adenine dinucleotide binding; NADP binding. The coding region runs from base 1 to 1389 and encodes 462 amino acids. The record is from RefSeq and is a predicted model, not a curated record.
AUGGCCACAACGCACGAAGCGGCGGCGACCAUCGACGUGGUCAUCAUCGACGUGGUCAUCAUCGGCGCCAGGAUCUCUGGCAUGACUUUAGCCAUUGACCUGAUAAGACUCGGCCACGGCAGGAGCUUUUUGAUCAUUGAGAAGGGUCAUCGCAUCGGCGGCACUUGGUUUGACACCUUCGCACCCAACCCAGACUGGUCUCGAGAGUGUCCGACGCAGCCCGAGAUCCAGCGAUACUUGACUGGUACACAGACAAUUGGCUUACGCUUUGUCGUAUCAGCCGUCGGCCAGCUGAAAUUACCUAAGUAUCCGAAAAUCCCGGGAAUCGAAGACUUUGCAGGACUCGAUCUUCGUGGGAAGCGAGUCGCGGUCAUAGGAAAUGGUGCAACUGCCAUUCAGAUCGUACCUGAGCUCGCAAAGACUGCAAAGUCUCUAGUUGUCUUCCAAAGAUCACCAAACUGGGUAACACCUCGAGAUGAUUCCACGAUUUCGGCCUGGCGCCAAUCCAUGGAUAUUCGCGAAGCGUAUUGGUCGGUACUGGUGGACACAGAUGGCGAGACUCACCAGACCUUGAAAUCUAUUGCUUCCCAGCAACUCAAUACGCAGCUUCCUGGCGACGAGCGUUCAGAGUUGCGUAAAGUGCUCACGCCCAACUACCCGCCUGGUUGCAAGCGCAUCCUCAUCAGCGAUGACUACUAUCCGGCGCUCGGCAAGCCUCACGUUACCUUAAAGACCGCCGCAAUCGAAAAGAUCACUGACGAAGGUAUCCGUGCCUCGACAGGCUGGAACUCAGCUAAAGUUGAUGGAAUCAUCUAUGCGACAGGCUUCCAAGCCACACAGUUUCUCUCCCCAAUACACAUUGGAGUAUCUGGCCAAGAUACGCUUGCCGAACGUUGGACCAAGGGAGCGUAUGCAUUCAAAGGCAUCAUGGUUCCGAAACUCCCAAACUUCGCUAUAAUGUACGGACCUAACACCGAUCUCGGACAUUCUGCUCGCGGAUACCUACGCAUCACGCCUCGCGAGUCUGCCACCAAGGCUUGGAAUGACAAGCUUCAAGCAUCACUUGGGAGAAGCACUUUGGCCAGUGACCAAUGCAGCUCGUGGUACAAAUCAGACAACGGCUUGAUUGCCACGAAUUGGUCUGAGACUGUGGUCGAUUACCAACUCGAAGUCAGCACCAUUGAUUGGAGCGAGUAUGAGAUGCAAGGCCCCGGUGCGUCCGACCUACGUGCCAAAGGCCGAGUAAGCUGGUCGAGGGUCGUAGAGGAGUCGCAACCGUGGUUCUCCAGUUGGACCAGCGUCAUUUCGAUCGGGCUGCCAGUGAGAGUCCUUGCGGCCGCAACUCUACUCAGUAGUCGAUGGCUUCAGACACUAAUACUACCUGGAUGA